Molecule: messenger RNA, 1389 nt
Organism: Aspergillus novofumigatus IBT 16806
Lineage: Eukaryota; Fungi; Ascomycota; Eurotiomycetes; Eurotiales; Aspergillaceae
Exons: 4
Coding region: 1-1389 (462 amino acids)
Source: RefSeq, a predicted model, not a curated record
AUGCCGAGAAGUACGAAGAUCCCUAGAACUCGCUGGUCAGAGUCAGAGAAACUUCGGCUUCUCAAUUACCGGGACAGACAUCCUAACUUGCCUUGGGAUCAAAUCAAGCUGGACCUGAAAAUUGAACGUGAGAAGGAGGCCCGGGAAAAGAGCUUGAUGCUAACAUACCUCAUGCUGAUCAGGCGAACAAUGGUAAUAAAGCGACUGAGGAAAUGGUAUGUCAUCUCAUUUGUAAUAUCGUGUACAAUAGUCGGAGUCCAUGCUAAUAUACCUCGUGUUGACCAGUCGAACAAUCAGAAUAAAGUGACCAACACUACUCAGCUCAGUAAAGGGAACAAACGUCUGCUGGACCUCGGAGACAACGAGACACACCCCAGCAAGCAAACCAAGACUGGUGAUGUCGCAGCAAACAAUGUCAACGACCCAGACUUCGACCCUAGCGAGGCUAGUGACAUUGGCCGCUCUCCCACUGCUCGACAGCUUCGUAAUACGCCUCGCAAGCAGCUGAACGAUACUGUCGUGGGCUCGGCUUCUGGCCUGAAGCGCCCAUCCAAAAGUACAAAGCUUCAAUUCACUGGUCAACCUGGUGCACGCGAUCCAUUCAGCACAACACCCGCUAGCCCUGACCCUCACACACUGCAGAACGCGAAAAAAUCUAACAAAACUACUAAAUCUGCAUCUGCCUCAUCUCAGCCAACACUUUCAGAUUCUCGCUCUCUUGAGAACGCAGCAGACACGAACAAAUCUGACGCAACCUCUGCAAUCGAGUCACCGGUGCAGAGAGCUCGUCCAAGCUUAUCUCCUGCAACCAAUCGUCAUUCUGCACAGAAUCAAGAACCUAGUACCAACAACGAAGAUUCGCCAUCAAAGCCUGAACAAGAAAUGGCUCCUCGUCCUCCCACUCCUCCUUUUUCCGCCACCACUGCUUUCACGGACUCUGGAAGCAACGAAUACCAAUCCAUGCAGCAUGGCGCACGCCUGUUUACGCAGGCGGCCAUGGCCAUGAGAGAAUUCCCGAAAGAGCGUGCCCGUAACGCGCAGUUGGACGAGACAAAUGAGAAUCUUAUGAUGGAGUUACUGAAGCUGGAGGAGAAGGGAGCCGAAUGGAAACAGGAAAUUAGAGAGCUCCAGCUCCAUAACAGAAACCUCGAAGGCGACCUUAAGAAGCAAAUCGAUCAGGUCAAGAAGCUCGAGGCUGAACUGAAGGAGAUGAGCGAGAAGAAGAACCAGGGUGCUCUCGAUGCCGCCAAUGGAGCCACCAAUACCGAAUGCGAACACUGCCUUGAGCAUAUCUCCCGCCUCAACGCUCUGACCGAAGAGAAUAAAAAGCUCAAGCAGAAAUUGAACGUUGUGGCUGAAGUAUUCGCGGCUGGCAAUGAUCAAACCUGA